Petromyzon marinus (sea lamprey) is the source of this 1714-nucleotide messenger RNA. The record is from RefSeq and is a predicted model, not a curated record. NCBI's taxonomy places the organism in Eukaryota, Metazoa, Chordata, Hyperoartia, Petromyzontiformes, Petromyzontidae.
GGUCCAAUUGUGAGGGUCUCCCUUUUGGCCGAGCUCCGCCUUUCUUAAAGCCCUGGCGCCCACGUUAAAUACACAAGCGCGCCCCUUCGUACCUGCAUUUUGGUGGUGCCUACGAGUCUGACUAAUAUAGGGCCCGGUCUCUUUGGGAUCUGUUGAGAUAAAGAAUUUCUACGAUUUUUUACGUUUUUUUUCUUUAAAUAAUAAAAAAAACCGAGGGAACGUAAAAAUAAAGGGAAUUCGCAUCUAUCGUCGUAAUUAGUGGGCCGAGUUCACACUUCUAUUUGAACCCAGCAGAUAUGUCACUAAGUCCGAAGCCUCAAUGCAGAACCCAGUUUUCCGUUGCUCACAUUCUGAGCCCUUUCGAAGAGGCGUUCAGAAAAGUGAGCGCGAUGGAUGUGCCCUCCACUUUCGGAGUUUCGUUCAGCAACGCGUACAGGCAACAACAACAGCAGCAGCAACAGCUGCACGAGCAACAGCAGCAGCAGCACCAACCAGGCCAACAGCAUCACAACCAUCAACAUCAGACGCAUCAUCAUCAUCAUCAGCAGCAGCAGCAACUGUUGCAGCAGCACGGUCAAGAUCAUCAGCUGCAUCACCACCCUCACCAUCAUCACCACCACCACCAUCACCAGCAUCUCAAUCAGAGUCUCGCGCAGCACCAACAGACUGCUCCCUCCUCCUUCCACCACGGCUCCGUGCAGAGCUACGGCGCGCUGGGCGCGGGCCUGGGCGGCCUCGCGGACAUCCAUCACGGCUACACGGACGCGACCUCCACCAGUUCAGCGGCAUGGCUGAGUCCGGCGCAAGAGGCGGUCAGAUUCCACUCGAGUGAGUCCUCCUGCUACUGCCUCUUCUCCCGCUUCGUUCACGGCGCCUCCACGAGCGUCUCCUCGGCCACGCCGAGCGACCCCGAGCGCGGUUCGGGGGUUCACGCGGGAGCCGGGGUCCCCUUCCUGCAGGCCGGGGUCCGCAUGCGCAAGCGGCGAGUCCUCUUCUCGCAGGGCCAGGUCUACGAGCUGGAGCGCCGCUUCAAGCUGCAGAAGUACCUCUCGGCUCCCGAGCGCGAGCACCUGGCCAGCAUGAUCCACCUCACCCCGACGCAGGUCAAGAUCUGGUUCCAGAACCACCGCUACAAGAUGAAGCGCCAGACCAAGGAGAAGACGCCGGGCGCCCUCCGUCAGUCGUCGACGGCGGACGGCGGCGAGGUGUCCCUGAGCCCGAGGACGAUCGGAGGAUCACCGGAGGACGUGAAGAAGGAGCUGAAGUCUGCGCAGGAGCGACUGGAGUCGGCGUCUGUCGGCAGCGAGGGGUCGGGCCACGCUCUGGCCGCGGAGAGGGGAAUGUUCCCGUGCGCCAACUUCUCGGGACACCCCUCCGGUCAGCAGCAGCAGCAGCAGCAGCCGCCGCCGCAUCAGCACCACCACCACCUGCAGAUGUCCUCUCCGCCCCACCAGGCGGCCGCCGCUUCCAGACUCCUGGCCGCGUCCCACGCCUGCGACUACGAGGGCCUCUUGCAGGCCACCGGCGGCGCUCUCUCGUGCGGCAGACUCUGGUGACUUCGAGCGCAGCGGUCGUCUUCAUUGCGAAGCCACCUUCCUCAUUCGUCUUCUUCAUUGCGAAGCCACAUUCCUCAUUCGUCUUCUUCAUCGCGAAGCCACCGCGGUGCCACUGAGCCGCCCCCCUGGUGGCCUUUAGUUAGGACCCCCCCCCUCCC